This is a messenger RNA of Salvelinus namaycush (lake trout), 718 nucleotides long. Its product is annotated as inverted formin-2-like. Lineage: Eukaryota; Metazoa; Chordata; Actinopteri; Salmoniformes; Salmonidae. Gene Ontology annotation, biological process: actin cytoskeleton organization. The record is from RefSeq and is a predicted model, not a curated record. Gene Ontology annotation, molecular function: small GTPase binding; actin binding. The transcript has 4 exons. The coding region runs from base 8 to 718 and encodes 236 amino acids.
GGUUGCUAUGUCAGCCAAGGCAUCCAAAGGGAAGUGGGGGGCCCUGAAGGAGCACCUGACCAGCAGCCCCCCCGACCGAGAUGCUCACCUGGAGGCCAACUUGGAGAACUCAGUUCCAGAGCUAUGCAUACGACUGCUACAGGUACCCACAGUGGUCAACUACUCAGGGGUGCGGAGGCGUCUGGAGGGGAGUGACCAGGAAUGGAUGGUGCAGUUCCUGGAGCUCAAUGGACUGGAUCUGCUGAUGGAGGCCCUGCAGAGGCUUUCUGGCCGGGGGUGUGCCCGCAUCGCUGACGCCCUCCUCCAGCUCACUUGUGUGGCCUGUGUGAAGGCAGUGAUGAACUCCUCAGCUGGGCUGCACUUUAUACUGGACAAUGAGGGAUACGUCAGGACCCUGUCACAAGCCCUGGACACGUCCAACACCAUGGUAAAGAUGCAGGUGUUUGAGCUGCUGGCGGCCCUCGCCCUGUUUAACCCACAGGGACACCACCUGGCCAUGGAUGCCCUGGAGCACUAUAAAAGUGUGAAUAUGCAGCAGUACCGCUUCAGCGUCGUCAUGAAUGAGCUGCAUGCGACUGACAACGUUCCGUACAUGGUCGUCCUCAUGAGUGUGGUCAACGUGAUCAUUUUCGGAGCAGAGGACCUGAGGAAGAGGGACAAACUACGCAAAGAGUUCAUCGGGCUUCAAUUACUACAAUUACUUCCAAAACUUAGGUAA